Messenger RNA from Suillus clintonianus, 1413 nucleotides. RefSeq lists its product as uncharacterized. NCBI's taxonomy places the organism in Eukaryota, Fungi, Basidiomycota, Agaricomycetes, Boletales, Suillaceae. The coding region runs from base 1 to 1413 and encodes 470 amino acids. The record is from RefSeq and is a predicted model, not a curated record. The transcript has a single exon. Gene Ontology annotation, molecular function: protein binding.
AUGAUCGUAUCCACAGUUAACAAGGAUCUCAAUUUCACUCCUUUUUCAUCUUUACCUCCAGAAUUACUUAUCGAGAUAUUCUCAACUUGUAGUCUUACAGGUGACUGGCACAUCCCCAUCACACUAUCCAAAGUCUGCUGUUUAUGGAGAGAGUUGAUCAUAUCGUCACCCUCCAUAUGGCAGGUCAUCGUCGUACUAGACUCCAGGCGCUCCAUGUCCUCCAUCCGUACUCAGGCAGAGCUAUGGGUCGCUCGAUCUUCGCCUCUUCCAUUCAAUGUAGUCAUCAAGCUGUCGGAUUUUGAGCGACUGUUACCCAUCAUGUCGUGCUUCCUUCCCAAUCUCGCUCGUUGGAUGCGCUGUACUAUCACUUACGAUGGAAGAAUCAUCGAGACUUCUUUAUCCGAUCUCACACUGUCCUCACCUCGUCGCAUACUACAUCAUCUCGAUAUCCUUCUCAAGACCCCAUUCGAGGACGUCGCAGGGGAUGAUGAAGACGAUAUCAUCUUUUUCCCUUGCGGAAGCACGACAUAUCGUCACAUAUCCAUGAAAGUAGCAACGACCAAACUACCCCACGCAGAAAUAGUCAAUCCCUUAUUAUUCACAUCCCUCGACAUCUCAGAGACCGCAUUCCAACACUCCGUUCGAUCACCAGACCUCCUUCGGUUUCUUGCCCAUUGUCCCAACUUGGAGCACUUGUACUUUCACGGUUUAUCCAACGACGAAGGCACUCUUGACGCACCACCCCCUGCCAUCGCCCUUCUGCGAUUACACACACUCCUCCUUGACGAAAUAUGCAAUCAGCGCAGUAUCCUCUCGCAUCUCUACGUCCCUGCACUGCGAGAGCUCCAUCUACGUCACAUCAACGUAGACUACCCACUCGAACCAUACUAUGUUCCUGAAGAAGGUGACAGCGAUGACGAAUCCCACGACUUCUCACAGUCCCCACACAGCGACCUCCACACCGGCAUGGGCAUCCGCAAACUCUUGUCGCGCUCACGCCCUCCACUCGAGAUCCUAGACAUGGACUUAUCAGAUAUGCGUACCAAAGACUUCCGCUGGGUCUUUGAUAAACUGCCCGACCUGAAACAGUUCUCCAUAGUCGGGUCUGAUAUGUCAGAUUCGGUGGUUUCGCUGUUCAUGCCUUUUACUUUAGGAGAUGGAGAUAGGCAAGAGCGGGACGAGGAGCGUUGGAGCGUGCGGCUGCCCCAGCUUUCUGUUCUCAAGAUGUACAGCUGUCAGCAGCUCUCGGGGGAUGCGCUGGUGAAAGCCUUGAGUGCACGUGUCCAGUACACGGAUCAGGCAACGCCAGACGCUACGCUGGCGACGGUGAUCAUCUCAAGCUGCAAUCAUUUUACUGCGCGUAAUGCUCAAGAGUUAUCUUGGGAUUUGCACGAUCGUCUGCAUGUGUCGUGA